AUGCAAAUAACAUCCAAAAUGCCAAAAAACGCAAAGCAGUACUACAAUAUAAUUAGCAAUAUAACAAAUAAUAGACUUAGAAAAGAAAUUAAAGAGCCUAUUAGAAAAGGUGUUAGAAAAAUCAAUAGCACAAAGUUUACAAAGAGUUGA
Messenger RNA from Cetraspora pellucida, 150 nucleotides. The record is from the annotation of a GenBank genome assembly. NCBI's taxonomy places the organism in Eukaryota, Fungi, Glomeromycota, Glomeromycetes, Diversisporales, Gigasporaceae.